AUUAGACGCCGUGGAUUUUUCUAGAAAUUUAACCGAGUGAAAUACUAAAGUGCAGUUUAGCAGUGAAGGUAGAAUACUUUGGAAUAGAAUAUUCAAGAUGAUGAAGUUUUUGGUACUGGUAGUAUGCGUGGCGGUAGUGUCGGGGUACUACACGGACGUGGAUGACAAAAUCGACGUCGACCACUUGGUUCAAGACCCCGCUCAGCUGCGCGCCUACAUCGACUGCUACUUGGACAAGAGCCCCUGCACCGAUCAGAUGAUGGGCUACAAAAAGCACAUCGUGGAUGCCGUAGCUAACACGUGCAAGAACUGCAGCCCGCUGCAGAAGCACAAGCUGGAGGAGGUGCUGAAGGUGGCCGUCGUGAAGUUCCCGGAGGCGCUGGUGGAGAUGAGGAAGAAGUACAACAUUGACACCAAACACUUCGCCGACAUGGCCGCCGAACUCGCCAAAUAUGAUUGA
This is a messenger RNA of Aricia agestis (brown argus), 460 nucleotides long. Its product is annotated as allergen Tha p 1-like. NCBI's taxonomy places the organism in Eukaryota, Metazoa, Arthropoda, Insecta, Lepidoptera, Lycaenidae. The coding region runs from base 98 to 460 and encodes 120 amino acids. The transcript has 3 exons. The record is from RefSeq and is a predicted model, not a curated record.